Messenger RNA from Colletotrichum higginsianum IMI 349063, 3768 nucleotides. Its product is annotated as Pt repeat family protein. The transcript has a single exon. Lineage: Eukaryota; Fungi; Ascomycota; Sordariomycetes; Glomerellales; Glomerellaceae. The record is from RefSeq and is a predicted model, not a curated record. Bases 1 to 3768 code for a protein of 1255 amino acids.
AUGGCCGAGCCUGAUCUCGUCCGUCCCUCAACGUCGCACUCCGGCGCCUCGGGCUUCCAGAGGAGGUUUCUUCUCUCCAGCCCGGGGCGGCCUCGAACCGCAACUGGCCACAGCGAACCGAAACUUACGUCGACGCCGUCGCCCGCCGGCUUGGCCGUGAGAGUCUGCAUCAAGUUUCAGUCGUCUCUGGACCUCACCUACGAGAGACAGUAUCAGUCCUCCCAUGGAUUCGAGCCGACGGACCAAAUAUGCCAAGCCCUUAUUCGCCGCCUAACACACUGCUCACAUGAGCUGCUCACCCGCAGAGACUCGACCGCCCUCGAGCGGACCAUUCCCCAGAUUGGCGAGGGGAAGCCGCUGCGCUUUGAGCUGGUUUAUCACAUAUACCGAGGAGGUCCGGAACCAUGGGCCACCAAAACCUUCAAGUCGUACCAGAAGUAUCCUAUGGACAGACCGUCCGCCAUGGAGAUCGCCCGCUCCACCGACCGUAUCAUCGGCUCGUUCUUGAAGCUUCACGAUAGGGCUUUUCGAUGGAUGCACGGCAGGACCCACGAGCGGUCCUCGAGCGAUCUGGAGAUCCUUAAGCCCCUCAGCAACCCGGUCUCCCUCCUUCACAUCCCCGAGUCGCGAUUCGUCGAUACGACGCAGGACUGGGAGUUUCUUCCCGGCUACGAGAUCACGCUGUCUUUCCGCAGCCGAUGCAAGUCACGCAGGCAACGGGAAUGGCAACGAACCAUCACGCUCAAGAGCAAACAGAGCUCUCCGCUGACGCUGUCCCAUGGUGAGGAUAUGGCCUGGGUCUUGUCGACAGCAAUGCAACGUGCCCUGGACGCCAGAAAGAUGGCCUUUGACAGACAGCAUCGGUCUUGCAAUAAGUUCGAUCUCCUAGACGAGUGCCGCCAUUCCGAGCAGAGCGCCGUUCACGUCGGAUUCCAAAUACGAAACCAACUCGGACUGGACCACAGGCACCUGCGCCGCGAGCUCGACAGCAACCUCCUCCUCUUUCAGCACCCUGACGGCCUCGACUGCCAGCAGUUUCUGAACCAGCUCGAACACGCCUUUGGCGCGGUCCGCGACGACACGGACAGGGAGCUGAGCGAGAUGGACGACUUUAGGCUCACAGUCUAUGAGCUGUCCGGGCGCGGUUGGAAGGCGGAGAAGCCAUUUGCCGUGUGUCUCGACUCGGCGGCUUGCUAUUCCCGGAGGACCGUCAAAGCCAUCCUGGACAGAGUGCAGACGAGCGUUGCGGAUAUCCUCGGCGGCAACGACAUGAGUAUCACCCUCAUGGCUCACAAGCGUGGCCAUUUGGUCUUUGAUAAGACGCUCGUGGCCCGUUCGCCAUACUACGCGACAGGGCAGCGCCAAGACGAAGACGCCGAGACAGUAAAGAAGCAUUUUGUCUCGAAACUCAGGAACCGAAUCCAGUCCGACAUUGCCAUGGUCGUCAAGGACACGUGCUCUCUCUCCGACUCAGAGCCGCAGAAUAUCCGUGUCAUUGAGCGGCCUGUCCCAGCAGCGAACGACCCUGUCGAGAUGGAAGCUUUGCCUUGCAGCAGUCCGCUCGCCAUCCCGACGCCCAAUGGGGCCGCGCCGGCCUCAUUCGAUGGCAGCAGCUUCACUGAGUCGUCCGAACCUUCGGGUCUGCGAGGUGAAACGCUUCAGGGGGUUGGCGGGGUUGAAACGACGGCCGAAAGCGUCAAUGACACCGUGGGGCCGUCGCAGCAGCCUGAAACCCCGGUCAAGGCAAUCGGCUUCAGGGACGAGGGCGACUUUUCUUCCCGAAGCCGUCUGUCCUUCUCCUUGACCGAGGACGGGGAGACUGCUACAUAUCACUCGUCGUCGUCCACCCCGAGUCUCGUCGACGGAGAAGUUGCAACGCCCCACGACAGCCUACUAGUCACGCCCACAUUUAUGCGAACGCUUUCUGGAACCCCUCAGCACUUCCCGAACAUCGCGAGCUCAGAGACCUCGUAUACUGACUUGAUGGAGGAUUCCCUGGCAGGGCCACCGACGCCGACGAUGCAGCGCUUCAACGGACCGCGGCAGUUCAGCCUCAUGGGCAAAGGCAGCCGCUCCGUAUCGCGGCAGUCUCUGGUGUCGAUUGACUCGGGAUCCGAGCAGCGGUCGUUGACCGACUCUGAAGCCUCCCCUUCGCCUGCAUCUGAUGACGCUGUCGUACAGGUCGAGGAAGUGGCGUCCGAGUCUGAGGUCGACCCCGAGUCCGCUCCCGCACGUUCGCCAGCGCUACCUGAUGCAAAUGUCGAACCAGCCACCGUAGAGCCUGUUCUCGAGGGCUGGUUGGAGUACUGCUGCGUCCCGGUUGGUGCUGAAGAGCAAGCGGCCGAAUUGGAGCCGGAGCCGGCGCUCAAAGCUGAGGUGCCUCAAAACACCCAGUCAACGCCGGAAGAACCGGCGAUUGUCAUCACUCCUGCCGAGAUCCGUCCCAGGCCAAUCACUCCUCCGAGAUCCUUUGAGGGCUUCCUGGAAUACGCCAUCGAAACCAUCGUCGAGGAAGAAGAGGGGGAAGAGGAUUCUGACGCAGAGUUCCAUGACGCGGACUCCACGUCUGCCAUGGCUGUCAUGUCGAGCCCCUCAAGCUUCGCAACCGCCACGGAGAUGGGCCUCAACUCCCCAACCAACUUCGAGCAGGGAGCCCCCUCCCCUCUCAUUCUCGACUCCGCGACGCCCUCGCCUAAUCUCCUUGACUCCGCAUCACCAUGUUUCGACAACUUGGCGAAGCGCGAGUCUGGCCGUGUGGUUGAGGAUGCUGCAUCCGCUCAUGGUUCGGCUGUCAAAGCCGAUUCUUGUACGUCUUCCACUAACACGAUCGAACCUACCGUUUCCGCUCCAUGUGUUCCCGAGGCAAGCGAGCCUCCUUCUUUACCUGAAGCCACUAAGGUGUCUUCUCCUCAAGUUUUUGAGGCUGCUCUUACACCCGAAGCUUCUCUUAUCCUUGAACCGUCUGAGCCUUGCACAUUCGAAGCUGCUGAGCCUUGUCCUGCCCUUGAAACCACCGAGCCGUCUCUGCUGCUCGCGGAACCCCCCGAAACGACCCUUGAUUCUUCUGAGGAGGCUCCCUGGGCUCCAUCUUCCCUGACCCUGACAGAGUGCCAGUCCGUCUCGUCGGGCGUCUCGCGCAUGCCGACGUCAGACUCGGCGAUCUCGUUCAGCGACAAGGACGAUGAGGAGACCCGGGAGCUGUCCACCCCUCCACCCUUGAUGACUGAGACUGAGGACUCGGACUACUCAGAACCCCCCGAGCCCGUCGUGCCGUUCUCCGAACACUCCGUUCGUGACACCGACGAAGCCGACACAGCCGCCAUCCACGACGAUAUGACGCCGUCAAUGUCCCUCUCGCACUGGUCGCCGCGCGCGUCCUUCUUCCUCCCCGACGAGGCAAGCGACAGCUACUUCUCCCACAUGCGCAAGCUCUCCAUCCCACGCCCGCUCUUCUCCCGCCCCGACUCAGGUGUGACGCCUCUCGGCCGCAGCCCCUUCUCGCACAAGCGGCAGUUCUCGUCGCCCACGGCGGGGUUGUUCGGCCUGCACGAGCCGCGGCGCCUCGAUAUCGGCCUCCGCGGCGCGCUGCUUGGCUUCGUCGCGCUGCAGAAGCAGGGCCGGCUCGAGCGACGGUCGUCGCAAGUGCUGCUGAGGCUCGAGAACGAUCGGGGCAUGGUCAUCGUGCCCGGGGGCAGCCGGCGGAACAGCGAGACACGGGGGAUUGGCGGGGCCGGAUUCUUGGGGCUGGGCAACGUGUACGCGUUGUAA